AUGGUCGGAGGACCCAGGGACCGCCACAGCGCAUUUGGCCUGAAGAGCUGUUGGAAUCGCUUCAUCGGAGUCUUUCUGGAUGCCCGGGGUCUGUUGAGCGAUCCAAAAAUGGUCAACAGGCACAGCCUCGCGUACUACAGUCGGGAUCAAAUGAAGGUUAUGGGACUCUACGUGAACUCCGAGGAGAAGGGACAGCCUCUGCGAAGGGCGUGGCAUGUGUUUCUUCUCGUGCAGUUUUCCGCCUUGUACGCCUCGAUGUUCUACGGGUUGCUGAAGUCUUUGGACGAUAUUGUCGAGACGGGUCGUGAUCUGGCCUUUAUGCUUGGGAUGUUUUUCAUAGUCUUCAAGAUGGUUUUCUUCAGCCUGUAUGCGGAUGAAGUGGACGUUUUAAUAGACAUCCUGGAGGCAUCGCAUCAUGCAGAGGUCAAAGGUCCAGGCACUGAGGCCUGUCGAGCGAUCAAGCGCCAUCACUUCUUGCUAAAUGUUGGCUUGGACUUCGUGUGGUUCGUUGCAGUCGUCGUCUUUGUCGUGCUCCUGAUUGUCACGCCCUUCUGGGCCGAUCAGAGCCUGCCCAUCCAUGCGGUCUUCCCGCUGGAGCUGCACGACCCGGCCAAGCACCCGAUUGCCCACCUCGUCAUCUACGUCUGUCAGAGCUUCAGCAUGGCGUACCUCAACAUUUGGCUCGUGGCCACGGAGGGCCUCUCCAUCUCCCUCUACGGCCAGGUGACGACUGCCCUGAGUGUCCUGUGCGUGGAGCUGCAGCAGCUCCGGCACUUCUGGGGCGACGGCAGCGAGGAUCGGCUGCGCCUGGAGCUGACUCGUCUGGUCGGGACUCACCAGAGUAUCAUUCUCAUUGUCGAUCGCUGCAAUCAGCUGUUCCACGGACCCCUCAUCAUGCAAAUGACUGUCAACUUUCUGCUGGUCUCCCUCUCGGUCUUCGAGGCCCUGAUGGCCCGGCACGAGCCCAAGGUGGCAGCCGAGUUCAUGGUCCUGAUGAUUCUGGCCCUGGGACACCUCUCGCUCUGGUCGAAGUUCGGCGACAUGAUGUCCCAGCAGUCGCUGGAGGUCGCCCACGCCGCCUACGAGGCCUACGAUCCGAGCGUUGGCUCCAAGCGGAUCCACCGGGACAUUGCGUUCAUCGUCCGCCGCUCGCAGCGUCCACUGAUAAUGAGGGCCAGUCCCUUUCCCGCCUUCAACCUGAGCAACUACAUGGCUAUCCUGAAUCAGUGCUACAGCAUCCUCACCCUCCUGCUGAAAACCCUGGACUAG
Drosophila miranda is the source of this 1269-nucleotide messenger RNA. RefSeq names its product odorant receptor 65a-like. Gene Ontology annotation, molecular function: odorant binding; olfactory receptor activity. Gene Ontology annotation, cellular component: plasma membrane. Lineage: Eukaryota; Metazoa; Arthropoda; Insecta; Diptera; Drosophilidae. The transcript is spliced from 5 exons. The record is from RefSeq and is a predicted model, not a curated record. Bases 1 to 1269 code for a protein of 422 amino acids. Gene Ontology annotation, biological process: detection of chemical stimulus involved in sensory perception of smell; sensory perception of smell.